Gasterosteus aculeatus aculeatus (three-spined stickleback) is the source of this 10780-nucleotide messenger RNA. The record is from RefSeq and is a predicted model, not a curated record. Lineage: Eukaryota; Metazoa; Chordata; Actinopteri; Perciformes; Gasterosteidae.
CUGAAGCCUCGACGCCGCAACCGGAAGUGUGUGCUUCACACGCCAGUUACAUCCGGGACUUCCCGGAGGUGAGUCAGAACGCACCACAGACGCGAAAAUAACGCAAGCGUUGCAUUGCUAUCAGAGCCCUGCGGCCCUUCUCCUGCUCCACGGACCCUAACGAGCCCCUUGCUUGGGGGGCUCCACAGGAGCUCCUUGCUGCUUGGCCAGCAGGCUGCCUCCUUGCUGCUGGCUCAGCUGAAAGCCCAGCUAGCAGUGACGCAGAUAAACAACGCCCUCGCUGUUGGCAGCCGAGUCGCGACCUUGGCGUCCAACUCGCCUGCUGCCUACAUUCUCGCAAUACCCCCCUCCCCAACCGCUGCGGCCAUCAACCUCCUUAACCUUCUGAAGAUCGCAAACACCAUGUCCCAUCCCCUCUAUAACCCCUAUGCCUCUGGGAACCAGAUACCCCCCCAGGGGCAGUAUGGACUCUCCAGUGGACACGCAGAGAGGGACCCUCGGACAGCAUCUCGACUUGGACCUGGGUCCAGCUUUGACUCCACUGGAACUUCUUCUCUGACUUCUAGCAGCUCUGGGAGAGUACCUCCAUCUCAGCUGCCUCAGCUGAUGAGCUUGAGGCCUGAACGGAGUAGGACCAUAAUGGACGAGGGCAUGGAGAGGUCUAUAGACAUGCAGAUCAGCAGAGCCAGAGAGGAGGUGAGGCUCCUCGGCAAAUCAGCGCAUCAGCCCCUAGACUCUCGAUAUAGUAGCAUUCAAAGGGAGAGUCUCUCCUCGGGCUCAGUGGUGGCUUCCUACCCAGUGUCCAAGAACUCUGGCCCUCUAGGGCAGAGCUACCCGGCAGUUGAAAGUGUCAGUAGCUCCUCGGACUGGUUGUCACACUACAAAAGGCCAAGUGCAGAUGAACCCUCAAAAUGUUAUGCAUCGUCUGCCUCGUCAAACUAUGCAAGCAAUGUUGAUGGUAGGUUCAAUGCGGCCAGUGAAAGACCGCGUGAUAGGCCGUCCAUUCCAGGGUUGGGUGAUUUCGACAAAGCAGCUCCGGACCCCAGAGCGCCCACUCGACAACACAAGUACACCUCUGAAUCAGCUUCUAACAUACUGGUGCAUUUUGGACUUGAAAAAGAUGACUUGGAACAUCUCAUCUCGUACCCUGAAGACCAGAUCACCCCUGCCAACCUGCCGUUCAUCUUGCGGCAAAUUCGCCUUGAGAAGACCAAGAAAGCUACAACUGCGGCUCCAUCAAAACCCUGCCCCGAACCCCCACCCUACAGAAUGACUCAUUCCAGAGGGGCCGGGAUGCGCCAGGAGGAAAUGCCCGCGGCUGGCCGGCAUUCAAGUAAUGUGAUUGACUAUGGACACACAGGCAAAUAUACCGGAGGGGUUGGGGAAGGGAUUGGAAGGACCAGUGGAGAUACCAGUGGUGGGAGUGGAGGUAUGUCGAAGAUGGACACUUCCGAUAGCAGCGGACACGCUCGAGAACCACAGCAAAAGCCUGAGUUGAAAAGCAUUGCGUUGGGUUUUUCUCGUGACCAGGCGACUUUGGUUUCCAGUUUCAGCUCUUUGCACAGUACAACGCCGAGCUCUGUUGCUCCCCCGAGCAACGACCCGACCAAACGAGUGCAAACCCACGCAAUCGUCAGCCCUUUCCAUCUCAAAGACGCAGACGUCAGGGUUGUCAAGUCGGAAGCCCCCAAGCCCGUUCCAAUGAAAGAGCCACAGGCGGAUCGGCAGUCAUCAAUGAAAACCCAACCGGCCCCCACUCUGUACCGCUGUUUGCAUCCCAGCAGACCGAGUCUGGUGCUCCUUGGCAGUAACAAUGCCAGUGACGAUACCAACCAGAGUAAAACCCCAGGACCACCGUCAGCCGUCGCAGAGCAGAUGAAAAAACAGCCGCAGAUGCAGCCGGUGCAGCAGAUGCAGCCGGUGCAGCAGAUGCAGCCGGUGCAGCAGAUGCAGCAGAUGCAGCUGCAGAAGCAGCAGAAGCAGCCGGUGCAGCAGACUCAGAAGCAGCCGAUGCAGCAGUUCCAGAAGCAGCCGGUGCAGAAGAUUCAGGUGCAGCCUGUGCAGCAGCAACUGACUCAACAGGGACAGAGUCAGCUGGUACCGCAGGCCAUGUGGCCUCAAUUCUUUCCCGCCGCAAAGCCAGUUCCCCCGGUCCUUCACAUCUCCGGCUUCGCUAACACUGUGCAGCGCCCAGCGUUUAUCCCGAGUCGUGGCCCCCCAACCGGUCGUCCUCCUCCGCUUCUCACGCCUCCAAGCCUGAUGGACUUUGUUCAUUGGACAAUGCCGUCUUCGGACAGUCAGCCCCAGGACACGGCUGCAAGAUCCAAGAGCCUGCCGACAGCAGCCAUGAUGCACGAUUACGCAGCAGCCACGCCGAGAGUCUUUCCACAUACUUGUUGUCUGUGUAACCGAGAUUGUCAACGUAUGCCGGAUUGGAUCUCCCACCAGAACUCCAACCUUCACCUGAGGAAAUGCAAACUCCUCCGAACACAAUUCCCAGAGUGGGAUGGUGACAUUGCUCUCAGUGCUGCGGGUGAAGAGGCCGAGCCCUCAGCCUCCUCACAGACUUCCCAGCAUCUUCAGAAAGCCAGACAUGGAAGCAGCUCCCGCUCCCCGAGCCCGCGUCACCAUCGGCCCGGCGACAGGCGGGACAAACGCGGCCGGCGAUCACCGUCGCCGUACAGCCCCAGAUGCACUCGCAGGUCCCGCUCUCGCUCCCCGUGGUCCGACCACCCUGCCUCCUCCCGCCAUCGGUCACCUUCAAGAAGCCCUGAGAGACGAACCUCGCCCAGGAGAAGAGAAGAUAGAUGGUCAUCAACGAGGAGGAGCCGGGAGAGGCGAUCAUCUCCAAGGUGGAGCGACGGGAGGCAGUCUCCAUCAAGGAGGAGAAGCGAGAGGGAGUCUCCAUCGAGGAGGAGAAGUGAGAGGGAGUCUCCAUCGAGGAGGAGAAGCGAGAGGGAGUCUCCAUCGAGGAGGAGAAGCGAGAGGGAGUCUCCAUCGAGGAGGAGAAGCGAGAGGGAGUCUCCAUCGAGGAGGAGAAGCGAGAGGGAGUCUCCAUCGAGGAGGAGAAGCGAGAGGGAGUCUCCAUCGAGGAGGAGAAGCGAGAGACGAUCGCCUGAACGUAAGACGAGCAGGACGGACCACUUGGUGAAGAAACUGCUGGAAACAUCAGCUGUCCAGAGUCUGUCCAAGCAGUCUGACCUGGAGACGGUGGUUAAGACUCUGGCUCCGGCCUUACUGGCCGAGCUGGCCAAGAUGAAGUCCACGUCAUCGUCUUCCGUUGGAGAAAAGCCCUCCUCGUCUUCUGCCUCCAAGCAGUCGGCCAAAAAGGCCUCAACGACGAAUGAAACCAGCGAGGUGAAACUGGAGGGGGUUCAUAACGUCUUUCACAGUGAGGUGGUGGCUGCUGUGCAGAAAUUUGGGAAGAUCAAGUCCGUUGUCCUGCACCGGGCCACAGAGGAGGCAAUCGUGACAUUCGAUAAAGUAGAAGACGCCAGGAAAUUGAGGAGCUUAAAGAGCGUCGACGUGAAAGGGCAUCGAAUCACUGUUGCUGGACGAAAGGAGACUGUUGCCAAGAAGCUAAAGCCUUCCCAGAAAAAACCAGCCACGGCCGUCGCCUCCACUCCUCAAACCACAAGAAAGGCCCAUGACCCUGAACCUUCCAUUUCUACUCUUAAAUGUCCUGCAAAGCCCCCGUCUUCACCUUCUGGAGCCAAAACGGCCACAACAAGCCGACUCCAGAAAAGUGGCGUGAAAGGCUCAGUCAAAGGUCGAGGGACUGUCACUCAAACAAAAACAAAGAACAUCUCAGCCAAGCCAAUAAACAAAGGAAAGUUGCCUUUGAAGAGAGCUGUGAGAAAAACAUCACCAGGGACCAAGUCCACAACUCCAAAAUCCACACCAGAAGAACCUGAAACCAAGGUUCAAGGAGCCACGGUGGUCAAAAAGGAUCUCGGCGAAGCGAAUGUCCCCAAAGAGGCGGAACCAAGGACGAUUGAGGGAACGGGAGCUGAAGUGGAGGAGCCCAUGGAAGUGGCAAGUAGUGCAGAGAAAGAGGAAGAAACAACAACCACGGAGGCGGCGGCAGAAAGUUCAGCAGACGAACCUGCCGGUAGUCGACCUGCGAGCAGCGAAGCCGAUACGGGGCCGACCGAAACCUCGGGACCGGAGUCCGCCGCACAAGGACCGGAGACCCGGGCGGAACCUUCAGGCAUCACGCAGGAGGCCGCAGGAAUCUCCACGGAAGCAGCUGAGGAGGCCAAGCUGCCAGCGGGACGAGUGGAGACAGAAACAGCGGGAAAAGAAUUUGACCUUGAAGAUAAAACUCCGGAGGCAGAGAGUUCAGCCGGCCAAUCCGGUGAGAGGGAACCGUCCUCCGUCGAAGCUUCGCCCCCCACCCAGCAGAGCACCUGCUCAGAACCGCAGUCCGCUGCACCAGGACCGCAGCAGGAAGCAGGAACCUCCACUGAAGCCUCCACGGAGGCCAAGCCGCCAGAUCCUGAGCAGGCGGUGGAUACCCAAGGAGAGGCAGAAUCAUCCGCGAGGGCUUCCAGGAGCAACGCGCCUCUGGCCACGGCCAUCGGCACUGAUGCUGUGUUUUUUGGGGAGACGCUGGGAUGCCAGAUGUACCCAAGCAAAAUACCGUCAGUGCCGGACACGACCCUCUCUAGUGAAGAGAUCAUUGCGAAAGGUUACAGGCAGUUGGUCGUUGGCCACCUGCCGGACUACGACAGCUGCUGCUACACAGAGGAAGACCUGGCAAAUGUGCUCAUCCCAUUUGGCUUUCAAUAUGCAGAAGACCGCAUCUACGUUCUUCCUCAGUCACGCAUGGCCGUCAUCGUUAUGCCGACGGCUGAGGAUGUGCACAAAAUGAUCACCGGCCCCGUCAGGGAGGGCAUUUUCUUCAAAGGACGGAAACUCUCUUUCCGUGUUGCAACUGACAAUCCGAUGUUGACACCGUUCGAGUUUUAUGAAUCACUGACGAACCAGUUUUGUUACUUCAAGUGUUCCAAAUCACGCACAAAGCCACUUCGUUACACUGUGGAUGGUAAGGGAACACAAACCAUCUUCAUCACCAACAUUUCAUGGAGCGAGGCCUUGAAGCUCCGAGAGUCUUUGAAAACAAUCCAACACGUCAAGAACUUCUUUCCUCUCCUCAACAAGGUGUUCGUGGACUUUGAGAGCUCUUGGCAUGCUGAUCGGCUCGGCGUCUGGUACAGUCUCCUGAAGCGAGCCCCUAAUCACAAAGUCACCAGGCUGACCGCGCCAGGCGUUCACAGUUACACCAAGAAACAAGCACCAAGACAUCCCGAGUGCGCUCUGCCUCCCAGCGAGGAUGCUGUUACCGGGGCAACCGUCCCGCCAAUGGAAUUAGGCAUUCCGCAGGGCAAUGUUGGACCGUUCUGGGUGACGCUGAGAUCGGAUCCCUUCCUGUUCCUGACCAAGUCUCCUUGGUUCAUCAUCCCACAAUUCCAGACAGUCCGAACACUGAAUGAUAUUAGGAAGGCCGUGCGCGGCCCCAAGAUCCCAACCGUCAUGUUGACCGGAUUACCGGAGGGAAACUACCGGCACGACGACGUGGUCAAGCUGGUCCGGCGCUUUUUCCCCAGAUGGAGCCUCUCCUCUGCGUUCUACGACGUGGUGGUCUUACCUCUGCAGAGGAGGGCCUUUGUGUUUUUCGCUGAUUGGACUUCGUGCUGCAGUUUCGUCCGGGAUCGUUUAAGAAAGCAGGUUUCUGUGCUGGAUUGCCCGCUCACGGCUCACUUUGUCUUGGAGGACAUGAAUCCCUUCUCCACUGAGGAGACGAUGUACGCGACUCUGAUGAAGUGGAGCAACGCUGGGGUCCCGGAGCCGGAGGGUCUGGAGGAGCGGCUGCUGUGCGUGGAGACCUCCGAGACGUCGCCGCACAUCACGAGGGCCGUCAUGGGCGCCGUGGCGUCCGUGGCGUCCUUCGCCGGCUUCCUGCCGCUCGCCAACAGGAUAUGCAUCGAGAUGACGGACUCCGGCGCUGUAGCCCAGGUGGUGAAGGAAUUGAACAAUGUCUUAAAAGGGUCCACGGAUAAACCUGAAGCUUGGAGUGAAGUUCAACAUGUCGAGACUGUGAAGAGCCUGAAACAGCGUCUUCAAUAUUCUUGCGAGAACCAGAACUUACAAGACAGCUCCGUCAAAGUCCAAACCGAGCCCCUUGCUGCGAAGCGUCCAACCCCGCCCUCCUUACCUGGACUACCGGAUGUUGGGUCACAACCUGCCGAGAGAACCGGUGGCUCAGGUGGAUCCACCGUUGCUCAGCCCGUCCCAGCAGGACCAGGUGCUGGUGCCGCCAGCGACGCCUCCUUGGAAGAGGACGAGGAGAAAGUAGCCACCGAGUCCGCUUUUGGUCCCGGAGACGUAGAGAAAGCAGCAGAACGGGAGGACGAGGAGCCACUCGCGACGUCAGCCUUUACUGCUGAUGUGACCUCUGAUCUGGGUCCUUCCCCGUCAGCCACAGCGCUCGCGCCCCAAGAAAGCUUCGCCGCGCUUCCUCAGAUUAACGCCGACGUUUUCCAGGCCAUCGCGGCGGCAGUUCGCAACCACCGGCUCACCCGAGAGAGCCGCUCCAGGAGCGAGGAGAAGGAGAGGACCAGCAGAAGCAGCAGAAGCGCGAGAGAUGCAGCGGCUGAAGACGCGCCGCAAACGCAGGCUCAGGAUGAUGCUACGUGUCACAUGGCCUCGCCCGAUGCCGCUCGCUUCGAUGAGCUUAAUUUCAACAUGGAUGACUUUGUCACUGUCGACGAGGUCGGCGAUGACGUGGGCGACAGAAGCCCCGAGCCUCAUGGCUCCUCUUCAUCCAGGCAGUCCUCCGGACCAGGAAGAGAGGGACAAAGCCUCCAAGUGUCCGCUGGCAAACAGACCUCAACGGGGUCCUGGAAAGACUCUAAAAGCACAGCAUCUGCCUCUCCUCCCUCAUCCAAGUCCACCGAAGACUUGAGCUCUUCGGUCUGUGGCUCACCCACCAGGUCCUCCAUCAAACCCUCCGCCAGGGCCAGAAAGGCCGUCCCCUCGUCCCCGCUGUCUACUGAAACCUCGUCUCCACAUUCUGCGGCCAAAGCCUCCACCGCUGCGUCCUCCGGUUUACGUACCCGCUCGUCCUCUGCACGGGAAACAAAGAGGAUCGCCUCAGCAGCAGCGUCCUCGGCAGCAACGUCCUCGGCAGCAGCGUCCUCGGCAGCAACGUCCUCGGCAGCAACGUCCUCGGCAGGAAGUCUCUCCGAGCAGCUUUUGGAAGGACAAGACGCAGAGCGCACGGUGGACGAGUCCGACCAAAAGAUGUCAGAGACACUAAUAGAAACCUCAUCAGAGACACUAAUAGAAACCUCAUCAGAGACACUAAUAGAAACCUCAUCAGAGACACUAACAGAAACCUCAUCAGAGACGCAUCCGCCUCACGGAGAACGUGGGUCAGAGAGUCUGGAGAUCGACAUUAACGUCAACACACAACAGCAGAAGCAAAGCGCAGAAGAAAAGGAAGAAGAUGAUGUUGACAAACGUACCAAGGUGGAAGAAGACCAAAGCCACCGAGCUGUUGGUCCGCUCGGGGACGGAACCGAUGACCCGAUGGACGAUGGGGAGCGAACACGCAGCUCUGAAGCCCAGACGAGCGGACCGAACGCAGGCCAGACUUUGCGUGACGAAAGCCUCCAGGUGGCGGACGGCGUCGGCGACGAGGUCCUAACCGGCCCACCGAGGUGUGAGGAGAUGGAGGUUGACGCUUCUCUCCAGGUGUUGGACAGCGUUACAGAAGGCGAAGCCGCUACAGGACAAGAGGACAGCUCCACGGGAACGUCUGGGGAUCAUUUACAGCUGUUAGAUGCAGGUAGUGAAGACACGCCGAGGGACAUGGGGGACGAGAAGAGGACAGCAGAGGACGAAGUCAAAGCUAAGGAUAAUGGUGACAGACCGGUUCCAAAUGAAGACCGUUCUCUUCCUGACGCCGGAAACAAGGAAAACUCCCAAGGACCCAGAAAGGGACGUAACUGGACAGAAGCCUUUGAGAUAUUGGAUCCGAUCGACGAUCUCACUUCAGCAGAAGAUCACGGCCAGAACCAUGAAAUCAACAGUGGCCAAAUCUCCCAAGAAGACAUCCUGGCCACGGAGGACGAGGAAGACGCAUAUCGGGUAAUUGACUCGGUGGAGGACCAGCCAAUGACUACGGACUCUGAGACCGGCCACCAAGGAAGAAGAAACUCGAGAGGGACGGCGACCGCCAGAAAAGACAACAAGCCGUCCAAGAGGAGUGAACCCACAACCACCGCGUCCACAAGGGACGAGAAGGAGCCGUCCCCAAAGAAACCAGACAGAGCGGGUCAAAGAUAUGAGACGCGGUCAAAGCCGGACCUCAUUGCAAAGGUUUCCGAAAAAGACAAAGAGGUCCCCGAAGACGUUGAGUUUAAGAUAGUAGAUUCUGUAGAAGAAGAACCGGUUCGACUCGCUGCCACCCCGGAGAUGUCUGUCAGAAGAAGAAGUGCGAGAGGAAAGAAAGAGGACAAAACCACAGUGGAUCUCACAGACGCGUCCAACAAAGCAGAGGAGGCUACUUACAAGAUCUUAGACUCUGUGGACGAUGAGGAACCGACAGCAAGAGCCACCAGAGGAAGAAGAGGACGGACGACGAAGAAAGAGGCCUCAAAUGAGAAGACCGAAGACACCCCGACGGGACGGAAGCAAACUCCCGCCAGAGAGUCACAGGAACCAAACGGGGGAGAGAAAGGCGCUUGGAGAGCGAGCACCCCGUCACGGAGGAGCGGCAGUGUGGUGAGCGAGUUCAGUCAGGAGGAGCGACCCGCUACAAGAAGCAAAGGGACGAGGGGAAGACCAAAGAAAGGAGCCAAAACAACUAAAACAUCAGCAUCUAAAGAUGCGCCUGGCGAGGAAGAGGCGGCGUAUCGGGUCCUGGACUCCGUGGAGGACGAGGCGGAGAGCGCUCUGAUGGACGUGGACCAGCAGAGGCUGAGGAGUGAACCGCUCACAGGAUCGCCCAAAGACGGAGAGGAGGACGAGCCGAUGUAUCGCAUCAUCGAUUCUCUGGAUGACGAUCAACUAUUGACCGGAGGGGACGAGACACGGGAAGGGGCAUCGGCUGAAGAAGAGGACGCCUCACCGCGUGCCGGCGAGGACGACGGGGCUGUGGAAGAGGAGCCGCUGUAUCGGAUCGUCGACGACGUGGACGAGUCGUCUCCUGCAGGACCUCAGAGGGAUCCCGCCGGUCCUGGAAUGGACGGCGAGAAAGACGACACGGCGCGCAGUCUGGUGAACCUGGACGAGGUGAGCGAGGAGGAGGAGGAGUACCCCGACGACACGGCCGAGGAGGAGGAGCUGAGGAGGCGACAAGCCGCCGCAAAGGAGAAGCAGAUCGCCGAGGAGCGAGCAGCGAGGAGGACCAGGGAGAGCGAGGAGAGGAGGACCAGGGAUGCAGAGCGAAGGAGCCGGAGCGGCAGCAGCAGUAGAGGAGGCGGGGCAGGGAGGAGGAGGGAAGAGGAGGAGACGGGGGCGGUGGACCCCCAGGAGCUGGUGACUCUGGAUGAGGUGGGAGCAGAUGACGCCGGAGAGGAGAGAGCAGCGAGCGGCACGGAGUGGGACGGCGAGAUCACGGGGGCGGAGCUGCAGGCGCUCGUCACUCUGGACGAGUUCAUAGAAGGAGAAGAGGAGGACGGGAAGGUGGAGCAAAGCCCUCGGAAGCCCCGCCCACCUAGCCAGGAGGAGGAGUCCGUGGACCUCUUGGACCCAGAGGCUUUGGUGACUUUGGAUGAAGCUGGCGACGAUGAGGAGGAGCAGCCGGACGAAGAGCCAGCUGAGAGCAGAUCUGCCAAACGCAAAAGCAAUGACGACUCAGCUUUAGAAGACAGUGUCCACUUUGUGACGGUAGACGAGGUGGGAGAGGUGGAGGAGGAGGAGGAAAAGGAAGCGGUGCAAACCAGGAAACGAGGACGACCCAAGAAGAGAAGCCGACAAACUCCUGUGAGGAAAUCGGCCAGAGUGAGAAAGGGGACCACAAAAGAGGAGAGCGCUGAAGAAAGGGAGCCAGCCGCCAGCGAUCUGCUGCCUCCAUCUGCAACCGACGCCCCCCCGUCGCGGGGCAGAGGUCGUUCUGCGUUGUCGGGUGUCGGCCAGCCGGAGAUUCAGAGGACGGAGACUGAUGCUGCCGCCGGGGGGGAGCCGGAGCCGCAGCCGCAGCAUCCUGAGAACCAGACCCAGGAGCCAUGUGGGGAGGAGAAGAAGUGGGACAUUAAAGCUGCCAGUAAGCGGACGAGGGAGCUUCUGGGACCCGAAGCCAAGCGAUCUCGCUCUCAGUCUCCGUGCGUCGCCGCCGACAUCAAACUGCCGGCGUUCAAACCCAACAACCCGCUCGGUCGGGAGUUCGUGGUCCCCAAGUCGGGUUAUUUCUGCAACCUGUGCUCCGUUUUCUACCUGACCGAGAGCGCCGCCAAGGACCUGCACUGCAGCAGCCGCAGACACCACGACAACCUGCAGAAACAUUUCCAGGAGCUUCGACUGAAACCGCAGAGCAGUUCCACACAAAGUUCUCAAGGCUCCGUUUCCGACUGAUCCCCACUUUUAGUUUGAACUUUUAUUAAAUAUGUGAAAGUGGUGAUGGCGGACAGCUGUACCGCCCCCUGCAGGGUCUAAAGCCACAUGUGAUUCCUGAACUAACUGAGCACAAACUGAAACUAUAAUUAGUUCCUUUAUGUUUGAGUGUGUAUCCAAGAACUUAACAAAUAUUAAACUGUAAGAUGAUAUAACUUGG